Molecule: messenger RNA, 2977 nt
Organism: Xenopus laevis (African clawed frog)
Lineage: Eukaryota; Metazoa; Chordata; Amphibia; Anura; Pipidae
Gene: znf526.S
Product: zinc finger protein 526 S homeolog
Exons: 2
Coding region: 100-2949 (949 amino acids)
Biological process (GO): regulation of transcription by RNA polymerase II; positive regulation of transcription by RNA polymerase II
Cellular component (GO): nucleus
Molecular function (GO): RNA polymerase II cis-regulatory region sequence-specific DNA binding; DNA-binding transcription activator activity, RNA polymerase II-specific
Source: RefSeq, a predicted model, not a curated record
UUCUCUUUUUAGGCGACGUCAGACGAGGCGUCGAAUCAGGAAGAACGUCGUGAGGCAUCCAAUGAUUGGCUGAGCCCGAGCAGCCAGUAAGAGGAAGGGAUGCUGGAGAGUGCGCAAGAGAGAGAGAGACAGCGGCUGCUGAAAGGAGGCAGUGAGGCGCAACGUAUUGAAUGUUCUACCAUAAUGGCAGAGGAUGUUCAGUCUCCAGUGUUAUUCCAGCACCAGUACAUGUGUUCUGAAUGCGGCAUUCUGUACAACACACUGGAAGAUGUACUGCUUCAUCAACAGAGCCAUAUUGGAGGGGGUGCGCAAGCUGCUUUAUCCCAGGAUGUGUCACUGGAGAUUGGUGAGCUUCAGAGUUUGGUACAAGACGGCCAAUAUCAGUGUUUGGAAUGUGGUCAAGUUCUUCUGACUCCCGAUGAGCUUUUACUUCACCAAGAAACACACAUGAGGGAAAUUCCGCAAUCCACAGAAACCAGCCAGAUACAUUAUCAGUGUUGCGAGUGCAAGGAACUCUUUACUUCCCCUGAACUCUGGCUAGCUCACCGUCUGAAGCACGAAAAGCAGUCAGAGGAGUCUCCGCAGAGUGUGGUCCUACAAACUAGUUCUGGUAUCCAGGCCCUUCUUAGUCUCCAGAAUGUACUGCUAGAUGAGAGGGCCCUAAAUGGCUGGGGGAUGGAGGUUCCAGCUACUUUGGCAAGCACAGGGGAGUCCCUUACAACAUGUCCACCAACUUCAUCUGAAACCAUAACAGUGCAAGAUGAGGUUAUACAACUCCCAGAGAUGCACCCAUAUGAAUGUUCUGAGUGCAGUCUGGUUUUUCACACUCCUGAGGAAUUCCUUGAUCACCAGGGAAGGCACUUCAUGGUGUCCGAGAAAGAGUGUGCAACAUCACCUUCAUGUGAAAGUGUGGAAAAUGGUGCACCCUCGCCUGCUAUUCUUGAAAGAUUACGCAAAGAUUGGUUGCAGGAGGAAAAAGAAAUGGUGCCUGCAGAGGAUUUAGGAACCACACAUCGUGUAUAUCGAUGUCAAGAGUGCAAGAAAGAGUACACCACUUCAGAGGAGCUGCGGAAACAUCGCAAGGAUCACCAGUCGGAGGAAUACCCUUGCCCAGAUUGUGACCGUCUCUUUAGCUCUGCCAACCGACUGCAGUCGCAUCGUCGUGUUCAUGUUGAAGGAACUCUUCAAUGCCCAAACUGCUACAAAGUGUUUAAGAAAGAGGCAUCACUAGAGCAGCACAUGCGACUGCAUCGGGGAGAGGCCUUGUAUUUGUGUGUAGACUGUGGCCUGGGUUUUGGCACAGAAAUCACUCUUGUAUUGCACCGGAAAAGCCAUACUACAGAUCCCCUCCAUCGCUGCCACUGUGGCAGAACAUUCAGCAACAUGACAAAGUUUUUAUACCACCGAAGAACUCAUGCUGGAAAAAGUGGAGUGCCAACUCCCAAAACUGAAAAACCCAUUGCUACAGAGGUGCCAGCCCCCCCCUCUUUGGCAGAACAGCCUGCGGUUUCCCCUUCUGUAACGAUCAAAACACCAGAGUUAUCCCCUGUAGUUUCAGAAGUUAAAAACGUUGCAGAUAAUCCUAAAUGCCAAAUGAAUGGUGUUGUCAAAAAUAUUCCACCUAUAGAUGCACAGUCAGAAGGAGGGAUUACCAUCCAGAGCUUCAAAUGUCCAGUGUGCAGCAAAGAAUUUUCCACCCGCCUGCGUAUGGUGCGACAUAAACGUGUAGUGCACGCGGCGGAGCUGAAGCACAAGUGUACCGUGUGCGGAAAGCACUUUAAGCAGAAAGUGCAUCUCCAAAAUCACAUGCGCACUCACACAGGUGAACGGCCAUUCCAGUGCACAGACUGUGGGAAAGCCUAUAGGUCCAUUUCCAGUCUCAAAUGUCACCACCUCACCCACACUGGGGUAAAGCCAUAUAGAUGUGACUUCUGUGGAAAGGGUUUCACGCAGAAGUCUAAUCUGAAGCAGCAUCGGACCUUGCAUACUGGUGCCAGUCUGUUCCCUUGUGAAGUGUGCGGGAUGGAAUUCAACAGGGCUUCCAAAUUGACGUUACACCGACGCCUUCACACCGGAGCCUUAACUUACAAAUGUGCCGAGUGCAGCAAAUCCUUCAUGCGCAAGGAGUUGUUGGAGCUGCACCAGCUUGGCCAUCAGGGAAAAGAGCCGCUCCACUGCCGUCAUUGCGCUAUGGUUUUUGAAGAGGAUUCACAGCUUGCAGAACACAAGUGCCAUAGCAACAGGGAUGGACAAUAUGUGUGCCCCACCUGUGGUAAAAAGCUGAAUUCCAAAACAAGUUUAAUACUCCACUUAAUGGUGCAUUCAGAUCAGCGCCCUUUCAAAUGUCAGGUCUGUGGGAAGUGCUUUACAAGCCAGCGACAUGUUCAAAGGCACCAGCGAUGGCACUCUGCAAAACGGCCACAUAAGUGUGAAGUCUGUGGAAAAGCAUUCCUGGCCUCCUUUAAUUUGCGCCUUCAUCAGCGCAUUCAUACGGGAGAGCGUCCUUAUCCCUGCCCAGACUGUGGCAAAGCUUUCCGACAGGCCACGCACUUGCGGGAGCAUUAUCGACUGCACACUGGGGAGAGGCCCUAUCACUGCCAGGACUGUGGCAAGACAUUUGUCCAAUCUAUGCACCUGACAGAACACAGGCACCUCCACACGGGGGAACGUCCACACUCGUGUGCUGAAUGUGGCAAGUGCUUCAAGACCAUGUCCAACUUGCGCAGCCACCGCAAGAGACAUAAGGAAACUGUAGCUCAACCACAGCAGACAAUAAUGUGCACAGAGAUGGUGGAGACCAUAGCAAUAAUGGAAAGUGUCGAGACCAUUCCCCUUGUAGAGACCGUAGAAAUAUAUCAAACUGCUCUGGAAGGUAAUCUACAGGUAGAUGAUUUGACUGUACUGGAAGGCAGCCAGUGCAAUAUUAUUUCUAAUCCACUUUGUAAAUAAAACGUUUUCUCUUUUUGAUGUUGUUAAA